Messenger RNA from Selaginella moellendorffii, 3534 nucleotides. Its product is annotated as probable LRR receptor-like serine/threonine-protein kinase At1g56140. Bases 82 to 3234 code for a protein of 1050 amino acids. The record is from RefSeq and is a predicted model, not a curated record. Gene Ontology annotation, biological process: protein phosphorylation. Gene Ontology annotation, molecular function: protein kinase activity; ATP binding; protein binding. Lineage: Eukaryota; Viridiplantae; Streptophyta; Lycopodiopsida; Selaginellales; Selaginellaceae. The transcript is spliced from 21 exons.
CCUGUCGCCAGCAAAUAGAGACUUCCUUCGUCUAAAGCCCUCGUGUUCUCCCGUCUCUCCGAGUAGGGUACCGCGGGGGCGAUGGAUCGGUGGGCUAUGGCGCCGGCAAUGCUGAUCGCCGCCACAGGGUUCUGCUCGAUCUUCUUAUUUCGAUGCGUUACCGCGCAGCAAACUAAUGUCACCGAUCCGAGAGAAGUGAGCGCACUCAGGGCACUGGGCACCUCGAUUGGCCUGUCCCCGCCGUGGGAUUUCAGCGUGGAUCCUUGUAGCGGUGCCGCGGGAUGGGGUGAGGAUACCGGCACGAAUCAGUUCCGGAGGCGCAGCGCGAUUCAAUGCGAUUGCUCCAUUGGAAGUGACGGUGUCUGUCACGUAACUAGGAUAGCGAUCGUAAGCAUGAACGUGAGAGGCCAAAUUCCUCCAGAGAUUGGAAACUUUCCCUACAUGAAUGAUUUGAAUUUCCAAGCCAACCUGAUAACCGGUGUGAUCCCAGAUGAGAUCGGUUUACUCUCCAACAUGGAACAUUUAACUGUCGCAUCGAAUAGACUUUCGGGGCCUAUUCCAGGAACCAUGGGAAAUCUUACUCGACUGUUGACACUGAGUCUUGCUGUCAACAAUUUUUCAGGAACUCUUCCGCAGGAAAUUGGUAACCUGUCUUCACUGACCGAGCUGUACUUAGACUCUACUGGUCUAGGCGGGGAGCUCCCACCAGCCUUGAGAAAUUUGCGAAGGCUCCAGACACUAAAUAUUUUCGACAACAACUUCAAUGGCUCGAUACCGGACUUCCUUGCAAACAUGUCUAGUCUCCAAGUUUUAGCUAUGUAUGGGAACAAAUUCACUGGUCCGCUUCCUGCAUCUCUUGCCAAUCUUACAAACCUGAGAGAAUUAGAACUGGGAGAAGUGUCAGCUGGAGGCUCAAUACCGCCUAGCUACAAUCGUUUGACUUCUCUAACAAAACUGUCCUUAAGGAACUGUCAGCUAUCUGGUUUCAUACCUGACCUGGGAAAUCUUACCCAGCUCACACACUUGGAUUUGAGUUUCAACAAUCUGUCUGGGACAAUUCCAGCAUACUUAGCAUCUAUUGAUAGUCUUAGCAGACUUUUCUUGGGAAGCAACAAUCUAACUGGAGGCCUUCCGAACCAGCUAUCGAGGAUCGUCGACUUAGAUGUAUCGUUCAACAGGCUCACUGGACCUUUUUCUCAAAUGAGCGAGUAUGUGUUUUUUCUUUGCAACAUGCUAUUAAUUUUUCUAAACGUGCACAGGAAUGCUACCAUUAUUGGCAAUCAGUUCCAAGUUAAUAGAACUCAAGGACAAAAUGUGAAUGCUGCUACAUGUAUACAGGAUAUAGCAAACUGCGGCAAUGUGAACCAAAGAAACAAUUUUCAAUUCGCCAUCAACUGUGGUGGACCUCAGAUCACUUCAGAUGGGACAGAUUUUAACGCAGACAUGCAAAGUUCUUUGGACGGGGACUUCUAUUCAACGGGAGGAUGGGUAACUAGCAGCUCUGGUUUUGCGGAAUCCUUUCAAGAUAACCCCACUUGGUUUCAAAGCAUAGAAGGCUCGGCUGGUCAGCAAGCUGUACUGUAUCAAACCGCCAGAACUGCGCCAACAUCCUUGAAGUACCUCGGAGUUGGGAUGCAAAGUGGCUCAUACACAGUACACCUCCAAUUUGCAGAGAUUAUCAUCGGCACUGGCCAGGAUGGACCAGGAGUGGGUAGACGGUAUUUUGACAUCUUUAUCCAGGGGGACAGGAAGCUCAAAGAUUUCAACAUAAGGGAAGAAGCGAAUGGGUCUCUUAGAGCUUUGACAAGGAGCUUCACUGCCGUUAAUGUAUCUAACGGCGUUCUCGACAUUCAUCUUCUUUGGAUGGGAAAAGGAACUUGUUGUGCUCCAUUCAGAUCUUUUGGUCCUCUGAUAUCCGCAAUCCAAGUUCUACCUGAAUUUGAAACUGGUGGCGCGAGUCAGAGCGAAAACAGUUCCAGAGGCGUAAAAAUAGGUGUUGGAAUCUCCGUGCCACUCCUGGUGCUCUUUGUGGUUUCCGGUUAUUUGUUGUGGAGGAAACGACACAGAAAGAACUUAGAGAACGACGAUGAAGAGCUCAAACUUCUAGACGGAAAGCUGCAUAUGUUUUCUUACAAUGAAAUAAAAAACGCUACGGCAGGAUUUGACCCCGCGAGAUUGUUGGGAAAAGGAGCAUUUGGCAAGGUCUACAAGGGGGUAUUAUCUGAUGGUACGUUAGUAGCGAUCAAGCAGCUUAAUAAGAUGGGCGACAACACGGGCGAUUUCGUGAACGAGGCCACACUUAUCUCCACAGUGCAGCAUCGCAAUCUAGUCAAGCUCUAUGGAUGCUGCACCGAAGGAAACAAUUGGAUUCUUGUUUUCGAGUUUAUGGAAAACAACAAUCUGCAUCAGGCGCUCUUGAGUAAGUACUUUAAUCUAGUGCUUCCCUCAUCCUCCAUGUAUUCUGUAGGUCCCUCGGGGCGAAAUAUACACCUCAGCUGGCCAACUCGCUUCAACAUAUGCAUUGGAGUCGCAAGAGGGCUCGCCUACUUGCACGAGGAGUCAUCACCGCGUAUUAUACAUCGAGACAUCAAAGCUACCAAUGUACUUUUGGAUCAAGCUCUGGUGGCAAAGAUAGCGGACUUUGGUUUGGCAAGGCUCUUCGAAGAUCAUCAGUCUCACAUCAGUACGAGGGUUGCCGGAACAAUGGGAUACCUGGCUCCAGAAUACGCCCUGAGAGGCCAGCUGACCGAGAAGGCAGAUGUCUACAGCUAUGGAGUUUUGGCACUAGAAAUCGUGAGCGGAAGAACCAAUCUGGACACCACCAGUGAACACAUGACCCAUCUUCUCGAUCACGCAUGGGAUCUGUACCAAAAUGAUAAGCUACGAGAGCUCCUGGACAAAAGAGCGGAUGAUGCGGACGAAGAACAAGUUCUAAGAACGAUCAAGGUGGCGCUUCUUUGCACCCAAGCGACAGCAUCACAGCGUCCAGCAAUGUCCAAAGUUGUGGCGAUGCUCACUGGCAGCGAGGAGGUGAAGGUGAGCUCCUUGCUCCCGGGAUACUUCAGCGCCAUGGACAUGGUUCCGCGGAUGCGAGAGCUGCUAAGCAAAGACCGAGAGAGCCGAGAGAGCCGAUCGAGCAAAGAUCCUAGCAGCAGUGCAAGCAGCAGCGCGAUCGGGACUGACUCGCCAUGGAGAGGAUCUUCCUCGGCAAACAACGGUAUACUUCCAAGGUAGAGUCUCCAUCUCUCGAGUUUUGAGCUUCCAGGAUGAUGCGAAGGACUUUACAAUAGUACUCCAAGUUUUGAGCUUCCAGGACGAUGCAAAAUACUUCCACAUAUCUCUCGAGUUUUGAUUACAACAGUAUACUUCCAAUGUAGAGUGGAAAGAAGCUUCAUAUAUGAGCUUUAUCAGCGAGAUAGAGAUAAAGAUUGUGGGCGGUAAACCUAAACUGUAUAGCGAAAAUGCUGUAGAGAUGGCAGGAAUAUGCCCAGCCCCGGCAUCUCGAAAGAAAGCAUCGAUUCUUUAACCAUUAAA